Messenger RNA from Cercospora beticola, 1635 nucleotides. RefSeq lists its product as uncharacterized. NCBI's taxonomy places the organism in Eukaryota, Fungi, Ascomycota, Dothideomycetes, Mycosphaerellales, Mycosphaerellaceae. The record is from RefSeq and is a predicted model, not a curated record.
AGUAGCAGGGCAUAAGUGCGCGAUAUAUUGUGCAACCCGUUUUUGAGAGCCCUGCUCAGCCUUGUUCACUCUCAAUGGCAAAGCUUUGUUGCUCCUGCGCCGAGUACCCGGGGACCGACCGAGUUGCUGCUUACCAACGGAUUACAAGCCAGACCUAGCAGUAUAACACUUCGACCUUGGAAGAUCUCAUGUAAACAUAGAAACAUCAUCACAAACAAUCGCUUCCCGGCAGCUACAACCAUGCAGUUAUCCUUCUUCGAGCGGCUACCCGCUGAACUACGCAAUCUAUGCUACGAGUAUGCACUGUACGAACCCGACGGAGCUAGGAUACGGAACGAGCCAAGUCUGCUGUCUACCUGUAAGGCGAUCCGCGAAGAAGCCGAGCUGAUGUACUAUGCUAUCAACGACUUCGAGGUCAUCAUCCACGAAGAUCAUAUCGACCAUGAUCUGUGCCAAUGGCUCGAGAACAAAGCGGGUCCCCGGCUACGUUCAAUUCGAAGUCUGUCCUUGCAUGUGCAAAUGCCAUGGAUAUCCGCUCAGCCCCCGGACACCUCGAAUGGCUUGCCAGAGGGCGAGGACGAUGAAUAUGGCUCUCUUGGCUGUCUGCACCUGAUGCAUAUCAUGAAAUCACUCAGGACGGCCUCUUUCAAUGAUCGAUCGCUGGAGAAGGUGAUCAGGUUUACGCUCAAUGAUGCGCGGGACGACGAGCAUUUCGACAAGAUCGAACGGAUGUCGACGACGGAUCAGGACCGGUACAGGGGUGCGAAGUUCUUGAUUCUAUCGCUGGUGCACGGAGAGUCGACGACGGUGGAGGCUUUGGAGAGCGAUGACUGCGAGCGGCGGUUAGAGGAGUUGGAUCGUGAGCUUCGGGAAAGACGUGCUGCGGCGUGAUGCGCAGCGCCCGGCUGUGGCAGCCAUGGGAGCUCAUUGGCAAGUCAUAUACUGCGAGAUGCUGCUUCACACCUUGUUAUCAGUCUCGUUGGAUUGUGAUGCGCAGGCGCCCGACAGAUUCCAAUGAUUCUCAAUAACGAAUUCCAGCUGCGCGACUCGUGGCGUGGUAUAGUGUGCCUGCGCAGUACGGACUUCUUUUCUUCACCCUUCAGUGUGCAUCAAUCUCAUCUGUCGGUGCAGUAAGUGUCGGUCUUUCCAUGUGAUGGUCGCCGUUGUGGUCCAAAACUCUGUCGAGGUGAAUGUUUCGUGUUGGUGGUGGGCGGCAAGUGCUUUGGAAGUUGCUACUCACUCCGGCUUGCAAAACUGAACUCCAUCUACGCUCACCAACGCCGUGACCGCACAACAUCCACGCAACUACCAGCGCACUCCGUUCUUCAUCCCACACACCUCGUCUAUAUCAACCUCAUUCGAUCUUCAGCGUCUCCUGAGCUUGCAUCUCCGCAGCCGAUAUGUCUGCCCACCCGAUCGAGCAGAAUGCUGUCGCCCACAGCCUUGAGGAUUCGAGAAUUCAGCCAACACAGGUAAGCAAUAGCAGCCCUCUUCCUCUGACUUCAGCCAUUGGAAGAUAUCUGUCGCCGCCUCGGAGGCAUGUCACGGGCCUUCCGUCAAGUGCGCGCUGCGGUAGCACUUGACCAUCGAGGCACUUCCUGAGUGCCAGCGUCCGCAAUACAUCGAAACGCCUGU